Molecule: messenger RNA, 41936 nt
Organism: Xyrichtys novacula (pearly razorfish)
Lineage: Eukaryota; Metazoa; Chordata; Actinopteri; Labriformes; Labridae
Source: the annotation of a GenBank genome assembly
AUGAGGCCGACUCGAACUCCGAGAGAAGAGGAGGAGAUGUGGAGCGAGCGGCCAGAUCAAUCAGUCACAGAGGGGUAAACGACAAAAACAGCAGGAGAAGAGCUGAAGGUCAACCUCAAGGUCGCUCUGUUCCUCUACGGUCGGAAGAGAAGAUGACGACUGAUUCAGAUGUUUGAUUGAACCGUAGAGAACUGAUAAAACCCACGAGGAUCAAAGACCUCAGCGGUGAGGACUCUUCAACCGCUCAGUGAAAUGAAUAAGAACGAUUUCAAAGUAACGCUAAAGGUCUGAAGUCUUUCAUCUUCCUGUCUGUUAUCGUUAAUCUGAAAAGAACGCGGGGCAUCUGUAGAGCCGGACGAGGGGGUGGAGAGGAGCUGAUGAGAAUGACGAUGCUGAAGGAGAGCAUGUUGCCACCUACCGCUACUGCAAGAAUAACACUGAUUGUUGGUAUUUUGCUGAACAGCUUGUCUGUCAAUCAAUCAAUCAAUCAAUCAAUCAAUUUUUAUAGCGCCAAUUCACAACAGUUGUCAUCCCAAGAUGCUUCCCAAAGAAAAAGAGCCGGUCUAGACCACGUCUGUGUAAUUGCACAAGAUAAUAUGUCUGUAUAUUUUGGGUUACAAUUAAACCUCAUUAUGACCUCGACAUCUGGUGCAAUCAGAUUUGUUAUGCUAGCAUCAUCUGUGGUGACAAACCAACCAAACUAGCUUAUUUUUGUAUCUUGUGUUUUUUUUUAUCUUGUGUUGUCUAAAACAACAAUUUAUUUGGUUUUCUGGUUCUUUAACAACAGAUUUUGAUCAUUAUUGUGUUUUUCCUGGAAAAACCCCACCAUGAACCAAACACCCAAGACCAUUCUGCCUAAGACAACAUUAGCCACUAGCUGUCGGACUUUGUUGACCUUUUUGUGUUUUUCUUCAGCAGUUGGUGGAGACCAAAACCGAGCCAAGGGAGACCAAAAUCCAUGACCCUUAACAUGAUCCAAAGUGAUUUAUAAUGUUUUUUUAUAUAUAUGAAUGAUGGCUGAUGUUUAAUGAUAAAAUCAGAAGGCAAGCUGAAUUCUGCUGCCCCCUUGUGGCAAAGAAAGUAACUGCAGCUUUGAACUAUUUUGUUAGAAUAUUAAAAUGUUUUAAUUUUGUUGGGCAACUAGGUCCCUAAAGUUCCUUUAUAAUCAAGCAUGAAUCACUUUUUAAUGGUUUUUCAGUUAAUUUUCUUCGACAGCAGAGAAAUCAAACCCAAUCAGCAGAUCAGAUGACACUUGACCCGCCCUUUAAAGUGAUUGGCGUGCCUAUUGUUUAAAACAGUGAUGUGAAGUGACCUCGGUUUAAAUUGGAAAGUGUUGUUUGAGUGACAUUAUUGCACCCAGCCCUUGAGAAACACUCUGUAUUGUCACAUCCUGCUCUGUGUGUAGCUGUUGGCAUGUCUGUGUGACACAGCAGCCAGAGUUUAAUCAUAAAACAAACAUUUCAACGCUGAUUGUUCUCCAUGCGCUCCUCCUGCUAACCUUUUCACUGGCAGCAGUACAAAACAAAGUCCUCAGUUGCACUAAACGGCCUGUUUACACUCAAAGGUAUUUAUCUGUUUGACUGACCCGAGGCGUGCCAAAAACCCCCACAGACCACACAUGGAUAUUUGAUUUUUCAGUGGAUAAAACACGGGGGGAGAGAACUUAUCAUCAGCCGUCCAGUGUGGCAUUGUUUGGUGGAGAACAGGUGCUCCUGUACCGCCACGUCAGAGUGAUUGCUAACACGGCGACCUUGGUUCAAGACUGAUUUAAAGCUUGAUGUCAGGAAGAGGUCAGCACAGAUGGAGGUAAACACGCAGAUCUUGACCAAUGAAUCUCAGCUGUUCAGAGACGACAACACGGGUUUAAGAUGUGUCUGAACGAGGAAAGAUGCUUUUGGAGGCUGAGCUCAGACUGAAAAAAUCUGUAUUUUAUCACAGAGUCAUUUAUUUGAUGUGUAUUUUAAUUUUCAGGUUUUGAAAUGUCACAUCUGUUCGCAUGGAGGAGGAAAUCUUUUGUCUAUAUUACAGCCAGCCAGCAGGGGGAGCUCCAAAUACUUCACCUUUACACACUUUUACUAGAAUAUGCGCAUCCGCAAAAUUCUGAAAGUUUUAAUGAACUGCAAAAAUUAAAAAAAGGUUUUAUGUUAAUGUGAAUUACCUUCACAGCGUUUCAUGUUAACAUUUCAGCGAUGAUAGGGAGGUCUUAUGCUGCGUUCGAGUUACUACAGAAGUCAGAAGUUGGAGCUGAAAAUGACGUCACACUCAAGUUCCCAGCGUUUCAUGUCGCAAAAAAGCAAAUCAGAGGUCAGAGGUCGCUAAGAACAAAGUCAGAAUUCUGUAAAAAAAAAGAAAAAAAAAAUCUUUGGACAUGGUCAUUUUUUUAAGAAUAAAGUCAAAAUUUUGACCUAAAGCUUUGAAUAAAAAAAAAAAAAUUAGGAUUCUUAUAAAAAGUUCUGAGUCAGAAUUCUGACCUGUACUUUGGCCGAUUUUGUUUUUUUCAGCUCUUUAAGCUAAGCUAGGCUAACUGAGCGUCGGUCGUAACCCCUGCAGAGUUGAGUUAAUUGUAUCAAUGUCCUUAUCUAACUUUUAAUAAGUAUAACACAUUCUUUUUAUUUUUUACAAAUACUUUACCAAAUUUCUAACAAUUGGGCUAAAAAAUAUCUCUAUGAUUGAAUUUCUUAUUUUCAUAGCGGUGUUAAAUACAAUUAUAAUGCGACAAAAAUAGUAUCUCUGACUUUAAUAAUCCAUGUUUUAGAUUUUGCUGUUGCAUUUACCAGCCUCUCAUCAAUAUUGCAGUGCUGCGUUGGCCAAUUUCCUGAAAAUCGAGCAAUUUCGGUGUUCAUGUUUGACUUCGCAUCAGGCUCAAAAACGGUGUUUCUGCUACGUCACCUGAAAGCCUUUUAAUCCACUGAGGCCGCACAGCUGGUUGGCCAAGAUAAGCGAUGACCAGUGAUGUAUAACUGUGAGCAGCAUGUCUUUGGCUCUUUUCUGCAAAUACCGUUUAUGUUUUCAUGAAGUAAAAAGUCGUUUCUUAAAAAAAAACGUUGGAUUUCCUUCUGACAGUAUUCAAAAUGGUGAUUUCAACAGCGCCACAGUAAGUAAAUGUGCGUCAGUGAGACGGGGUGGAACAAAUAUCUGUCUCACCCUGCAUGACAAAGGCCAGGGCCUGAGGAUCAUUAUGUAAGGUGGUUAAUUUAGGGCCAUGGAGGGAUUUUCAACUGCAGACUAUGAUGCAGAUCGCAUAUUAAGCGAGUAUUAGGCCGUGGAAAAAACUGGAUUCUUAUCUGUGGAAAAAUAAUUUUGCAUGGAAAACUAAAAAGCAUCACUAUAAUGAAGAAUUAAAACAACUUUUAGUAAAAAUCCUCCUCAUUCAGCGACAUUAAUGGUGUUAAAAUAAAGGAUUCAAUGCCGGGGUGGCCUCUCAUGAGUGGAAACUCAUUAGUGUUUUGGUUUUCCUUUCUAAAUGCAGCUGGGAAGCUCACACAGGAAACAGUUCGGUCAUCCAACAGCAACACAAACGAGUGUAUGUGUGUCACUCGGGGAAAGUAUGAGCUGACUUACAUAACCGCAGAGACGAUGAGUGAUGGUCUGGUUCUCAGCGGCUCUGCUCUGGAUUUGGAAUACAGUGCAGCACAGUGUCAGCGAGGAUUACGUGUGUCAUGUUUAUUUCCCCCUCUGUUCCUGCAGAAAGGAGCUCAUUACGGAUUCCAGCAUGGAGGGGAGAAUUAUGCAAGUUCAAUACUUCAAGGUUAAAGGGGGACGAGAGGCGGCAUCGAGGCCUGGGGGGGAAAUAGAGGAACGUGGAAGAAGAAAAAUAAGAGUUUUUAGAAUUAUAAAGAAAUAUUUGAACAUAUCAGUCUUUAUUUAUAUAACGUUUUUCAUACACAACCAUGUAGCUCAAAGUGCUUUACACAGAAAAAAGGAAUAAAAGAAACAAAGAAUACCCAAAUAAAUCCAACCCAGGAAUAAAAGAACCCAGGGUUAAAAUCUAACAACAAAGUAACAUAGCAUGAGAUUUAAAAAAUAUUAAAUAAUAUGAAAUAAAAACAACAUUAAAAGAUACUAAAAUAAGAGCACCAAAAUAGCUCAGUAAAAGACGAUCCUGUCAUUAAAACCAGAAAUAAACAAAUGUUAAAACACUAAAAAUUAUUAAAAAUAUUGAGUAAAGAACCCCUAAUGUAAACAGUUCAUCAUACUAAUGACACCACAGUUAAAUAACACUCUUAAGUGUUUGAACUUUUAAUAAAGAGUAAGUUUAUACAGCUUAUUUGGAGUAAAAUAAAACUUUUUAAGAGUAAUUGUACUUUUUUAUUGCAAUAAAUAUUCUGUCACAACGAAUCGUUUGAACGAAUCGUUUGCGAACAACACAACACUAAUCUGACAGUGCACAUAUGAUUUUAGCUUUUGCUUUAUUAGAUUCUGAUCUUAAUUUAGUCAAUUUAAUUUUCAAUUUUAAUUUUGUUGAAAUAAAGGUUCCUGACAAAGUCAAAAAAGCGAAUAUAAGUGGUUCUUUUAAGCGUUUAAAAACAAAAACGGUCGGUGCAGACCCUAACACAGGAGGAGGGUUAACAGAAAUUAUUAUUACAGCUUUUAUUUAUUUAUUUUUAUCCUUUUUUCACAUGGCACUGAAAAGGUCAACCUUACGGAGCCCCGUGAGGGACAGAAGAGCAAUCUCUCAGGGGUACCGUGGCAGAAAAGUUGGCAAGCUCUCCGGGCCUGUGACUGACAGUAAAUCAAACAUUCCUCCGGGAGACAAGGGGACCCGGACCCCAUCCUUUUGACCCCCUUAAAGGAGCCCAGAACCGGAGUUUGGACCACACAUGUCUCCCUUAUCGAAGCUCUUACUGUUACAACUCCUCUAAGUGGCAUUUUUUCGCAAUUUUUGGCGCUUGUUAACUCCAGGUGCGUUUGUUUACCUGCUGGUUUCGCGCUAGGCUCGGUUCCACUAGCUGAACACGGCUGGACUGUACCAUUGUGGGGUCUUAGCAGAGGGGGGGGACGAGGACUCAAGCGCGGUAAUAUCGAGUCAACAGAAGGUUUUGUCGAAAUGUUAGCAAAAUCAGCGCGUGUAGGAGACAAUUUUACACAUUUUUAGACGAUAAUAAACGAUUAAAAUCGAGUAAAUCGUUGUAUUACGAGCUAACAACUUUCCACAACCACCCUUAAAACUUCCACCGCCUCCCUUUUUCUCGCAUUUUGAUUGACCGCUCCAUAUUUUUCCCUCUGUGCUGAAUUUUCCUCCUGCUGGAGAAAGCCGAAAAAAACACACAACACAGACUGGAGGGGAAACUGAGAGCGAAGAAAAGAGGCACAGCGGAAAAAUAAAAGGAGGUUGGAGGACGAAGUGAAAAAAAUAAGCGGAGAAUUGCGGGAAGAUUGGAGGAACAGGUUUGGAGAUAGAGAGAGAGAGAGAGAGCAAGCAAGUGGAGCCGGAGACUUGCGAAUAUAUUUUUAGAAGUGCUCGCUUUUUGGUGUGAAGAUUUUUGAUUCCCCAUCUGAAGAAUAAAAGGUGAGUGUGUCCUGUUUGUGAUUCUUGAAGGAGAAUAAAGCUGUUUUUGUAUUUUGGGGGGUGUUUUCGUUCAGGGAAAGUCAGGGAGUUGCCUGUUCAGAUUUGGAGAGUCGUGCAACAAGAUAUUAAAACAGGAGAAAUGUGUUUUUUCUGCAGGGGGAUGCAAGGUGGUCUCUCUCUCUCUUUUUUUUUUUUUUUGCAUGAUGUCAAAGUCCUCCCUGAUGAAAUCCACAAACCCUGCAAGACAUUCAUCCGCAGAAUAAAUCAGAAUAAACCCAUCUGGUUGUUGUUUUUUUUGCAUGCACAUGACCUGGAUAAGUGUCUGAUGGAGAGGGUGCAUGUUAUUGACGCGCACAUGUGGCAUAGCCAGCGGGGUCUUUGUUUCUCCCCCCACACCCCUAUACCCUCCCCUUUCCCCCCCUAUUAUAGCCGACCCAGGCAUGACAGCUCAAUGGCCAAAUAUAGGCCAAUAUUGACGUGUUUGUGUCGCAUGAACUUGAAUCAUACAUGAACCUGACCACCACCCUCCCCCCCUUACCAUUCCACACUCCAUCCAACCAACCGGUGCGUCUUUGCUACUCCUUUGUUUGUGGGUGUCUCUACUUAAAAAUGCAGAAUUUUUAUGGUUGGAUAUUUGUGAUAUUUUGUGGAUAGAGAGUUUGAGGUUGGUAAAAAAAGGGGGAGGAUGUGAGGGGUGUUUUGGCUCUUGGCGCCAGACUAGGGGGUAUUAAUGUGUGUCAAUGUCAAAUGGAGGUGUGUCCCCCUGUGUGUGCGCUCAGUGGCCCCCUCUCUGGCUCGGAUGAAGCGUGAGAAGAAAUGCGAAAAAGGUGCAGCGUCGCCUCCUCGUAUGGAAUCUAUGCGAGCGAAAAGGGCGAAAUGUUACGCGUCUGUGCGUCGUGCCAGACCAAGGACGCGCAUAUGCACAUAGACAAACACGCACCGGCACGUCUCUCAUAUGGCUACACACUGCUCUCUCACACACACACAGAGACAGGUUUUGCGCCGUGUACGCGCACGCGCAGAUUCCGUGAGUCAUAGCGCAUUUGGAGACUCGCGGCCUCGCUGCUCUUUGAGUGAAGUGGAGCCCCUGCUGAUAACACGCAGCCAGGCUCUGAAGACAUUGUUCCAAGAUUGUGUGUUUGGAUGUACAAGGGAUGCAUGGCGCGCGAGGAGGCACGCGCGUACAGGCCAACCACAGAAAUACACACACAUGCUUACACACUUACACACACACACGGGCACAAACUGUCUUUGUUGGUCAGAAAGCUGCUGGGUGUGGUGUCAGAAAUCCUGUUUUCUUAUUUUAGUGGCAGCAUUCAAGUGUUACAGGAAUAAAAGACCCAGGACUGAACCUCCAGGGGGAUAUUAAAGGGUCAGUUCACCCAAAUUGAAGCACUUACACACAAAUAGUUGUUUGAUUCACUGCUGAUGUUUUGAAAUAGGGCAGCUUGAAAAUCAAAAUCAGGGUUAUUUUGACUUAAAGGGAUAUUCCAGUGUAAACACAACUCACCUACUCUCUUCCAGCAACUGUUUGUUUGUAGCGAGACCUCAGACGAGUUCAUUACAGACUGCAACGGGGUUUCGCGGCUCAAGGAAGAACAUUUAUGAUCAUUUCUUUAUCAUUUCCUUGAAGUAAUAAUCACCAUAUUAAUCAUUUUUCACUGCAGACGCGGUAGUUCUUCUGCCUUUGCGUCUCGGUCUGAUUGCAUUUCCAUGAAGAAAUGAUCAGAAAUGUUCUUCCUUGAGCUGUGUCACCCCGCUGUAGUCCGUAAUGGACUGGCCUGAGGUCACGCUACAAACAAGCGGCUGCUGGAAGAGAGUAGGUGAGUUGUGUUUAGUCUCCACCAAAGAUUGGUUUGGUGGCUAGUACUAUGGCUUGGACCCUUUAUGUCCUGUUGAUGAAGUUAGGUGCUGUUCUGAGCAUUAUUUGUGGCUAUAGAGUGGCGCUUUGGUUGAGGUUUGUUUAUGGCUCCUCAGACCGCUGUGUAUUGCUAUCUUGCGGUCGUUACUAAAGUUGGUAUAACUAGAGAAGCAAGCGGUCUGCAACAUUCAUCUCUCAAGGGGGUGUCUAACUUGGUGUUACGGUGUGUUUGACCCUUAAUUAAUUUUAUGCCGGAAUAUCCCUUUAAAUUGAUAUCAUGAUUGCAAAAAAGGAUUACCCUUGAUUUGACACCUGCAUCAUCCGCAUUUAAGCAACUUAAAACCUCUUUAAAACUGUUAACUCUUUUUACUGUCUUUCUCUCCGGCCGUGCUCACUCCGUCCCUUGGCUUUUCAGACUCUUAUAUUUACACACAACUGCCUUCUCCUACUCCUCUCCCUGCUCUUCUCUCUCCACUUGUGGCUGUUUAAUAGUUUGUACCAGUGUUGCACAACAUGUUGUAGUAGACCGACUUCUUCAUGGCUCCAAACUUGAGAGUGUGAGAGUUGUUUAAGGGGAGGGGUCAAGCCGUGCUCUCCUGUUGAGAGAGAGAGAGGAUGUACUUUAUCUGUAUGAUUAAAUAUGAUUAAAAUGACUUUUCUGUACAGUUUGUACAGAUAGAGAAAUGAGUCACUGAGACUAAACCCCAGACUGUAACCACGUCAAUUUCUACUUUAACAUGGAUCCCAAUGAGUAUUCUCGGCUUUUGGAUCCGGUCUUGAGCAGAUCCUCAAGGAACUGCAGUUUUUGACCCUUCCUGCUGGCUCCAUUUUCAAAGUUGCCACUUCGACUAGAGUCUAAUUCGCCCAUAAGUUCUUCAUAUUUUGUCUUUGGCUCCAGCAAAUAACCAUUCAACUAGCUUGGGCGCUAGCUCUGCUAAUGGUAGCCAUGCUUAUUAAACUAAUUUGAUGUUGACUAUCUUCAGGUUUGGAGUUCCUAUUAGUAAUUGAUGACAUUUGGGAAUAUCAUGAUAUCGCUGUGUUUUGUUAUGUCUGUGUCAUCAACAUUGAAAAUUUUUUGACCAUAAACAAAGCCGUUCUCCGCCUCCCCUAACCUGAUUGGUUGUGAGGCGGAUGCUGCUCCUUAGUGCUGAUUGGUUGUGAGGUAGAAGCUGCUCCCCUUUGUCGUUUACAAGCCCAAAGAAAGUUAGCGUGCUACAAUAUCGGACAGUAGAAAACCAACCAGAAAGUACAGGAAAUUGCCUGAAUCCUUCUUUGGCCACGACCACCAACACAAGCAAGAAAUACCAGAGACUCUGGCGGAAUAACGGGGCGCUCAAAACGGAGGUAGACCGGACAAGAGCUAAAAACAACGGGUCAACAUCAUCUUAAACAACAGGGAAGCUGUGUUUACAUUCAAGAUGUCUCCCGAAAACUGGCGCUUCCUCAGAUCCUGCCUACCUACCCCACCUUUAAUCGAUGUUUCCUUAUCUUCAGACUUAUUAAGUUUGUGCAGCAUAUUCCUACUGAUGACCUCAAUACUAAUCUAUGAGGGGGAACAGGUUUGAAUACAUUAAUUUUACAUGAUGUUUUACAUGAUUGUAAGACAUGCCUAUUUACAGUAAAGAACUGUAAGUUAGUUAGUACAGCAGCACCAGGACCAUCCCUCUGCUUUCACAGGAACAGAUCAAUAAUUAAACAAACACUCUCCACCAUGACCCUUGAGUAGAUUUCGAUGUACUUAUAAGGAAACUCGGGAUAUUGACUUUAAAUAGCUGUUUGGACAUCAUCGUUCUCCUUCAACACAAACACUGCUGACGUUUAUAGAGCUUCUGUCUCCGUGUUCCAGAGCUUAUCAUGUCAGUGGGAGGACUACUUCUGGACUUCAAAGACCGUCCCUCGACUCAGCUCCGGCGUUAGAUAUUACAAAUCACGGGGUAUUUAUAGAGGUCACGAGAACAAAUUGUUCAGCUGUGCUUGUCGUCUUUUAAUUUGAUUAGGAGUGGAGCUGCAGAACCAAAUCUUGUGUGACACACCAGUAAAGUCUAGACGUCUUGAGGACUUAUAGAGUCCUGAAUGUGGAGAGAAAUGAAAAAACAGACUCAUGAUUGAUUGGGGGGACAAAGACUUCAGUCCACUCAUAAAUCAAGGUCCAGAAAGUUCUCGGAAUCGCUGAGACAUCAUUAAAAAAAACGAGUUUGUAGUGAGGAUGCUGUGAUUUUCAAUGAAGAGGGCUGUUUGUGCCCGACACUGGAGGUUUGUGGAGUCUGAUGUUUUUCAGAGGAACAGCCGUCGUCUGAUCUGGAAAUACAUCCCCAAGUGUUUGUGAGCGGGCCAGACAAAUAAUCCGAGAGAUCAGCUUGUUCACAUCUCUAAACUGUGGGUCUCUGGAGUCUUUGAAGGGUUGCAGACAAAUCCAGAUCAGAAAUUUAUAGUUAAAAAGUUUGAAUUUUCUCUGAGUAGUUUGUUAGUUUGUCCUCGAAUAAACUCCGGCUGAGGAUGAUCCUGUUUGUUAACCCGUAUGGCUUUUUCAUUGCCUCUGCACCGUUGACCUCGUUGCUAUGGGUGUUAUUGACCAACGUGGCCUCAUUAGUAGACCUGCCACUAUCGGACAUCGUCGUGUUCAUUCGGAUCGUCAGUGACAGUUUGACCUUUUGCUUUCCAGACAGAGUCAAAUGUGUCCAAAGGGUUGCCAUGUUGUUGUUUUUUUUAGAUUGAAUCUGUCAAACACAGGAAACGGUUUCGGAAAAUGCCGAACUCUCAAACUUUUGAUGCUCAUAUUUUUCACUCAGUUUGGUUGGGAAGUAAAUUUGUUACCGUGGCAAUUUUAUGAAUCAAGAACAGAAGUUUGGUUAGUUUGGAGAUCUUGUAGGGGUGUGAGAAAAGAUCGAUACAUCAUAGUAUUGCGAUAUUUUGUCAGGUGAUAUAUCCUAUUGUCUCAUUUCCCAAAUACCAAUUUUUCAAAUUAAUUGAUGAUAUGAAGUCAAAUCUAUGACAAUGGAAAAAUGAAAUCAACUGUAUGUCCAGUGAAGUUGGCAGAGGUGACAUUUUUACAAUAUCCAGUUCGAGAUUUAAGUUGAAAUUUCAAGAUUAAGAUCAAGAUGUUUAAAAAUAAAAAAAUUUGACCUUAUUUAUUGUGACUUUAAUCUCGAAAUUUUGACUUUAAUCUCAAAAUGAAAAUUUUUUAAGUCUCAAAAUUUCAACAUUAUUCACAACAUUUUGUAAAUCUCGAAAUUUCGACGUUAAUCUCGACAUUUAAAAAUUUUUAUCUUGAAAUUUUGACUUUAUUGACAUGAUUUUUGAGUUUUUUAAUUUCAAAAUUUCGAUUUGGAUCUCAAAGUUUUGACUUUAAUCUCCUUCCUGUAAUUUUUUUCUCUUCAUAUGGCUCUAAUCCUCUUUCGUAGGUUUGCAAGAUGUGCUACAUGACAAUAAAACAUUGUGUAAUUUAGACAAAAAUAAAGGAAAGCAAAAUGCUAAAUAAGACAAACAUUUGAAAAAUGUUAAAAAUCGCAAAAAUAUCGUAUUGUGGCCCAAGUAUCAUGAUAAUAUCGUAUCGUGGCCCAAGUAUCGUGAUAAUAUAUCGUGGCCCAAGUAUCAUGAUAAUAUCGUAUUGUGGCCCAAGUAUUGUGAUAAUAUAUCGUGGCCCAAGUAUCGUGAUAAUAUCAUAUCGUGGCCCAAGUAUCGUGAUAAUAUCGUAUUGUGGCCCAAGUAUUGUGAUAAUAUAUCGUGGCCCAAGUAUCGUGAUAAUAUCAUAUCGUGGCCCAAGUAUCGUGAUAAUAUCGUAUUGUGGGGUCACUAUCAAUCCCCCCCUAAGAUCUUGUUGAAAAUGUUGAACCUUCCUCUGCGAUUGUGAAGAAGGGGGAACUUACUCAAGCUCAUUCUGACUGUCACCUCGCCUGUUGACUCUCCCAAUAUUAACAUUUACUCCUGCUGUGUUUGCGGAUCCAUCAGGGGAAGACGAUAUGCCUGAGCUGUCAGGAUGGCCCAUUUGUCCGGCGUUGAGGUGUUGGAAGUUCAAAUAACCGUUUAUUUGAGUCAUUUCUCGACGGAAAAUCCUGGUUUUAUCAAUCAGGCCAGUUUACGACAUAAAACUAAGGAAUGGAGUCACUAAUUCGGCUUUAAAUGUAGAGAAAUGAUCUGUGGCGUUCAGAUCUAACAGCUGCCAGAGCCCUGAAGUCUGUGAUUAAAGUGUUGAGAGGUAGAUUUAUGUGUAAACUAGGCCAAUAAACAGCUAUUAUUGGAAGAGCAGCUUCAGAGGUGGAUUCUGGUCCUAGAAUAACAUGGAAUCAAAUGCUGUUGUCGUCUUAAAAUAGUCUUUGUUGUGAAAUCAACGUGCCGCUGACGGUUUUGCACAACCUCCAGUCCGAGUUCAUGUGAACUCGCAGGUGUUGUGACAGGAAGCCUGCAUUUACAGCCGCGACCUGAUGAGAUGUGAAGUGUUUCUGUUGGAAGUGGACCGCGUUUGAUGGCGUUAUCGAGCUGAUGUUUUCCUGCGUGGGCGUAAAUGCCUCUCUAGAGUUGGAGUUCUUUUCACUGUUUGAUUACAGCCGCUCGUUUACUUUGGAUGGAAGCAGAUCAAAUAGGUGUAAAGUACCACUUUAAAGCUGCACUGAGUAAUAUUAUUAUUCUAAAAAAAAUGGAUUAAAGGACAUCGUGUAAUUUAACGUACAGGCAACACAGCACAUUCAGUCUCUGUUAUCAUAUUUUCAUAAUUGCAAGGGGUAAAUUUAUUAUUGAAAUUAAAACCUGAUUAACCGCUCGGCUCUAAUUUCAGCGCGCUCCAGCCAAACAAUCGGCUAAUGUUUUCCAGUCCACAAACUCGGCAAUAAACAACCUCAAUGAGUCAGAAAGCUCUUCUCCUUAUUUUAGGAGAAUGUAAAGGGAAAAGAAAGUAAACUAUCAAGACCGCAAAGGUUUGAUGUUAAAUAUUAGUCAUUUUUUCCAUGAGUUACAUUGAUAAAAACAAAAGAAGCCUCCCUCCCUGUCCUCCCGUCUUCACACGCCUCAGUAGUACUCUGUUCGGCCCACCUGAGUGCAGCUGCUGUGACUAACACCGUCUAAUGUUGCACCUCUGCCUGUUGGCUCCAGCAGAAACAUUGAUUCAUCUCUGUUGACAGUAGAUUCAGCUCAGUGUGUUAAAAACCCGGCAAACAGGACAGGAGCGACCGGCACAAACGCAAAACAAACAUUGAAAUUUGUGCUCACGGGCUAUUAAAAAGGAGUCGCUGGAUGGAAACCAAAGCAGAGCAAACAAAGCUUAAAGUGUUUUUUUUUUUUUUAACACUCUCAGUCUGAUCUGCAUCUCUGGCUGGAUUAAUAGGAUGGUAAUUCAAUUUUGAUAAUAGCUUAUGAAGAAGAAAAUGACAUCAAAUCUCAUUAUGGACAGUAAUCCAUGAAAAUUGGGGAGCUGUUGACUGAUUUUUUAAAUUUGUGGUUGUGGCUGUGAAUUUCAAGAGGAAGAAACAGCUGAAAAUGAAGAAAGGAAAGACAAGCAGAGUGCAUCGUUUCCAAAUCUGUAUGUUGUAGGGUCCAUAAUGAAAAUGUACAUAAAACUGUUAAUUUGGUGUGUUGCAUUGCCAAAGGAUGUAUAGUGAAUAGACGAUUAUGUAAAGUGCACAAUUAAGAAUGUAUGGUGCACUGUGUAUAAUGAAAGCGCACAGAGUGAAAGGCACAUUACAAGAAAGACCAUGUAUAUCCCAUGGUUGAUAAUGUAUAUUGCAAAGUAAAAAUAUAGCACAGAAUGAAAUAUUCAUUUAUAUUUAGAAAUUGAUAAUGCACAGUAGAUAAUGAAAAGGUAUAUCCCAUAGACAGUUAUGUCUGGUGCACGUGGUCGACAAUGUAUCAGUGCAGAAAAAAAACAUAUUUUGCAUAGAUAAUGUAAAUCACACAAUAUAGAUGUAUAUUCCCCAGAUGAUAAUGUAUAUCACACUCUGGAACUUUCAAAUGCUUUAUCUGACCCACUGCAAAAAUCAUGUUUUUUUGCAGUAGAUAAUGUAUAAUUCCAAAUAAAGAUGCAUUUUUCAUAGAGGAUGAUGAAUAUGGCACAUUUAAGAAUAUUAAUAUAUAAAACACUCAGUAGAUGUGAUUGAUAAUGUAUAUUGCAUAGUAAAGGAAAAUUGAACUGUGCAUUCGAUAAAGUGAAUGAUUAUGUAUGUUAUUAUAGAUUAUUGUAUAAUGCAGAGCUGAUCGUAUGGUACAGUGAAAAACGAAGACUGCAGGAAUGAAGUAUUGCAUCUUUGAUAAUGUAUGUUGCACAGUAGAGAAUACAUAGCGGAUAAUGUAUGCUGCAUAGUAAAUGAAAAAUCAAACUGUGCAUUUGAUAAUGUAUAUGAUUGAUUAUGUAUGUUGCACAGUAAAGAUUGCGUGGCUGAUAAUGUAAAUUGCAUAGUAACGAAAAGAAACUGCAUUCAAUAACUUAUAUGAGUGAUUAUGUAUGUCACAAAGAAUAAUGUAUAAAGCAGAGUUGAUCAUAAAUAUGUCACAGUAAAGAAUGAAUGCUGCAAGAAUGAAGUAUUACACAGUUGAUAAUGUACGUUGCACAGUAAAAUUAAAUCGAACUGUGCAUUUGAUAAUGUGAAUGAUUGAUUAUGUAUUUUGCAAAGAUAAUGUAUAAUGCAGAGUUUAUCAUCAGUAUGUUAUAGUGAAAAACAGAUAAUUCAGGAAUAAAGUAUUGCAUAGUUGACAAUAUAUGUUGCAUAGUAGAGAAAACAUGAUUGAUAAUGUAUGGUAAAGAAACAUCUGUGCAUUUGAAAAUGUAUAUGAUUGAUUAUUUAUGUUGCAAAGAUUCUUGUUUAAUGUGGAAUUGAUCAUAAAUAUGAAAUAAAGUAUUGCACAGUUGAUAAUGUAUAUUGCACAGUGGAGAAUACAUGGCUGAUAAUGUAUGUUGCAAAAAGCUAACAAUGUUCAUUGCAUCGAAUAAAAAUAAUAUUGUGCAUGCAUGAGAUAAUGCACAUGGCAGAUGAUGUAUAUUGCACAGCUGUAUAUGUGUAUGUCUCAGUUAAAUGUAUAUUGGAUAGAUAACAGGCUGAUAAUGUAUGCAGCUUGUGAUGUUGCGCAGUAAAAUAUGAACUUCACGUUGCAAUAUGACAGGAUUUUCCUUUUUUAAACAUGGCAGCAGUCUUGGCGGUUAUCUGGAUAAGACUGUAUAGCUGCUGCGGCGGCGUUCUCCAGUCCAGGUUUUUGUAACGUGAGCUCGGAUGUAUUUUUACUUCUCGUUGAGGAAGAAGAAGAGCGCUGAUGGCUGAGUGUGUGGGUGCUCCAGAUCCAGAUCAGUCUCGUCUCUAUAAAUUCUGCCCGUGCAAGUGUGUGAGUGUGUGUUUUUUUAUCAUAAUUAUCAUCAUGAAAGCCUUGGCCGGUUGGAGUGUCUGGUGCAUAUUAGACAGGAAGGAUGAAAAUGUGGGUUUUUCGUUUUUUUUGAAACACUGUGUAGGUGUACCGAAGAGUAAGUCUCUCAGCAUCUGGGUCAGUGCGUAUGGAUUUUAUACUGUGUAGGUGUGAUACGCUGGCAUCUAGAGCGGCGUAUGUGUGUUUAAGUGUGCGUUUGUGUGUUUGUGGGUGCUCUGCUCGGUGGUUUGCCUGAUGGCGAGAGGCCAGUUCGAGAUAGGCCAGCCUGCACAAUGCCCUGUCUGUUCCCACAAGUCCGAACAGCCCUUCACAACACCCUAUUUAUAGACAAACACUCCAGCCUAACUCCAUUCAUAUUUCUCAGGUGGGAUGUGUGGACCGGAUCGCGCAGAUGUGUCUCUGCGUGGCGCAAAUUUCACACCCCGUGAUUCUGGUUCAAAGUGACCCAAAUGUACCCGGGAGUCUGGCGCUGUCAGGGGUGACGGCUCGCAAUGUGUGUGUUUUAGCAUUCCACAGCGUACACUUACAUAAUCAGGAGUGUUUGUCAAUAGAUCCACAGGCGCAGGAAGAGCUGAGCGGGGCAGAAAAUAAACAGCAAAAACAUGCUAGCAGGGGUGACGUUCAACCCCCCGCUGCUGCGAACAAUAUCCAUGUGAAGUGUUUUUAUAUGGAGGAGAUUGUCUGCAGUUGUGUCGCAGAUCUCCUAGCAACACAGGCUGGGAAAAAUGGCUGUAGGCUAGUGAUGGAUAAAUAUGUAAGUGGAGGGAAAUGACUUCCUGAUACAGAGAAGUUACAGGUGCAGUGAACACAAGUGAUACCUGGGCAAAGAUAACUUUAGACUUUUAAGCUCCUGUGGGGACCUUUUGGUUUGUGCAAGUUGGUGUAAAUUUCAUUUGUCUCUUUGUUGAUUUAAAGAUAGGGUAGGCAGGAUCUGAGGAAGUGCCAGUUUUUAGGAGAAUGUAGAUGCCAACAGACUACCAGCAAACACAAUGUUUGCAGGACUUCCACAACUAGGAUUAAGUGACAUAGUCUAGGACCCGAGGUCAACAGUUUAGUGGCGCUACAACAUGCAGCAGGUCCGUUUGACAAGAAACACUUCUGUUACAGACACUUGGCUUACUUUGUUAAAGUGGUUUACCUGUCCAGCAGAAAGGUUACAGGGUCACCAAGAUCCCGAAGCGUCCCCCAUCAUUGUUGACCCGGCUUUUUAGCUCUUGUCCAGUCUACCUCCGUUUUAAGCGCCCGUUAUUCUGCCAAAGUCUCCGAUGUUGUAAUGUAUCAUAUCAUAUCAUAUGGUAUCGUACCAUACUGUAUCAUAUCGUAUCGUAACAUAUCGUAUCUUAUGAUAUCAUAUCAUACUGUAUGGUAUCAUAUCGUAUCAUACCGUACAGUAUCGUAUCAUAAUGUAUCUUAUUGUAUUGUAACAUAUUGUAUGGUAUCAUAUCAUAUCGUAUUGUACUGUAUAGUCUUGUAUCGUAUGGUAUCAUAACGUAUCAUAUUGUAUUGUACUGUAACAUAGAUUCCACCCCUAAAGUUGGUGGAACUCCACCCUAAAUGGUAGUGUCUAGAAUUUGACAUUGUUAGCCUUAUCUAGCGAUCAGAUAUGAGGUUGAAUUCCCCCCUUGCUCACCCCGCCUGCUGGUGGAGCUCCACAAACAACCUGAUGAUCAAGUUUUACUAGUAAAAACUCUAAUUUUUAAACUUUAAACUACAAACUUUCACCUUUCCACCAUCAUGGCUGCUACCCAAUCACAGAUAUUGGAGGAAACAUGGAGAUGUCAAAUGGCUUGUUCUGAUUUGAUAAAAGACCAAAACAGUUUAAUAUUUGUCAAUGUAGGUAUGUAUGUACGUAUGUAUGUUAAUAUUAUAUUUCGAGAAUAUUUUGCUGAAAGCCACUUAGUCUACAAAGAUUACCUUUCCUGCCUGUUUAUAAGCAGCAAUCGACUUUUUGCCGAAUCAUGUUAUCAGCCGCUCAAAGCCUGAGUUGUUGGUUUUCUUGUAACUGAAGAUGUGACGGUCAUUUACUCAUGUAAUCGAAGAUUUUUCUUUGUUUACCAAUAACUGUAAAGUGAACACGGCAAUUAGGCGCCUGCUGCUUUAAUGGCUCUAAUCAUUGACUCGACGUGACUUCGUUUCAAUCAGCUCUGAGCUCUCAAUCAGAGAGGAGGAGAUACAUGUCUGUGAGACAUUUCUACACAUUUUAUUCAUCUGCAUAAUCAACCACCGACAAUCUCUGCAUUAUCUCUUUAUUUAAAGACCCCAGUACCCGGUCCUAUGAUGGUUCUUUAAGCUGAGGAUGGAAACUGCAUGUCUGGCUGGACAAGUUGAGCUGAAUGAUGCAGCAGCAGCAGGCAGCCAUCUUCAUGUGCUUCAUUUAGCACAUGGUCUGUUGGAUGAGUAUGACUCAUCCUGUAGAUGGACUUCAAUAUACAGACGCUCGGAGCAGUUCUGGGAACACUGUCGGACAAACGUCACAUCAAGAUCAUACCUUGUUAUGAAAGAUUACCAGUUUGACCUCGACGAUCCACCUCUUAUGUAAUUCAUCGAUCGGGGGCAGAACAUGUUUCACUUCGUAUUAUGUCAGCUGAGGGCGCUAGUCUCACGCCAUUCAAAGAGGAACUCUGUGUUCAUAAUGGACUCUUGGUUCUGGUCAAGACAAAGUCCAAUGCUGCAACCUUGAAGAUGAGUUCUGUAACGAUGUGUUAGCAGAGUUUAAUGUUUGUCCAAUGUUGUUGGUGGAGACUUUGAUGGUUCUACCAACAUCAAGUUUAUUUGCUUAUCGUGUUUUUGCGAUACAAUAAACUUUUAGGACUUGGUUCCACAAAUUAAUUAUUUGAAAAUUCAACCCUAGGAGCCAAGGCCUUCAAAACCUCAUCCCAAGAUAGAUAAGAAGGUGCUGAAGUUGCACAUUGAUGGUCAUUUUUGACAGAGGUACAUUUUUGAACAAGAAGGGACCAUUUGAACGUCGGACAAUCGUCACAUCAAGAUCAUACACCAGUUUGACUUCUACAAUCUACCUCUUAUGUAGUUCGUCGAUAGGUGGCAGAACAUGUUUCACUUCGUAUUAUGUCAGCUGAGGGCGCUAAUCUCACGCCAUUCAAAGGCGAACUCUGUGUUCAUAAUGGGCUCUUGGUUCUGAUCACCUUGAAGAUAAGUUCUUUAACGCUGUGUUAGCUGUAAUGUUUGUCCAAUGUUGUUGGUGGACACCUUGACGGUUCUACCAACAUCCAGUUUAUUUAUGAAUUGUAUUUUUACGAUACGAUAGUGGAAACUGUAAACUUUUGAGACUUGGUUCCACAAGAUGAUUAUUUGGAAGUUGCACAUUGAUGGUCAUUUUUUGCAAGGGGGACAUUUUUGGACAAGAAAGGACCAUUUGAACGCCCUUCUCGUUUGGUUUCGCAACAUUUUAAUGUUGAUUUUUUUUUGAAUCAGUCAUGUAACUAAUGGGGUCUGAAGUUAUAGGAGUGAAGCUAACAAGAGCUUAACUUCAACAAUGUGGUUUUAUUGACGUUGAUAGCUCGACUUUUUCGAUGAUCCUUGUGGCGUCCCAGCAAGAAGACGGUUCACAGAGGUUAAAUAAGCACAUUCAGAAGAACGUCUUGGUAAGGUACUCGAUGAUCCGCAGCAGAAACUUGUCUCGGGUAAAUAUGUCCUCAAAAGUACAGAUGAUGUUUGCUAAGUGUGAAUUUAGCUGCUAAAUAUGAACACUAAACCCUCCUGGGAAUAACACUGAAUCACAUGCAGGUACUGAUGAUGUAUUUUUAAAACCGAGCUUUUGAACCUCCUCUCCUCUUCAAUGUUUCGGCGUCAGCGGAGACAGCUCACCUUCAAUUAGCCGCUUUCCUCCGUUAGCUCACGCAUGUACCCUAGCUCGAAGGUCGAUUAGAGUUUGGUGUGUGUGAGGGGAAGCACAGAUCUCCAUGCGGCUGUGAUCAUGCGCUCAUCUAUUGGCUUGUGACCCAAAUUGAAACAAUCGAUUGAACUGUCUGAGUCGCUUUCAGGUUUUACUCUGAACAUGCAGCUGAAUAAAACUCACAGAUCUGACGUGAACAAAGGACAAUGAGCCGCUGUCUUUUAUGCAUUUACAUAAUUAGGCAUGCUAAUUAGCCCGCUGGUCUCACUUCAUGCUUCACUGUAGUGCUUUCUCAAUACUGUUGAGCUGACAAACCAAAGGCUGGUCUGCCAGGAGCUGUUAGACAUCGGGGAGUGUUAGUUCCUUAAGAGAGGGAAAUACAAUCUAAACACAAUUAACAAGGCGGUAAUCCAGACGUACAUGCCGGUACUUUCUCCUGCUGAAGGAAAUGUUCACUAUUCCUCAUUAAAAUAACAGAAAAUUAUUGAUCUUUAUUGUUUGGUCACUGUGGCUUUCUUUGCAUGGAAAGCUAACUUGCUAGGCUAGUUGGCAACCACUAAACCACUGAGAUGAAACGAGAUAUGAUUGAUACCCUCUUUAAACAGAAGGGGGCGACAUUUGCCUUCGUACGGGACUCUGCACUACAUGCUCAAUUGGGCUUCCCACCUGCCUGGCGACCGUUUUAACCAUUGUUCUAGUCUACUUGCAAUGUUUUUUUUCUCAUUCAUGAAAGCUAACAUGCUAGGCUAGUUGGCGACAACUUAGCACCUCACAAAUUAAAAUCUGCUACACCCAGAGGACGAUUUAAAUAACUGAGAUAAAACGAGAAAUGAUUGGUACCCUGUGUGAACAGAAGGGGGCGACAGUUGCUACAUGCUUCCUUGCGCUUCCUACCUGCCUGGUGACUGAUAUAACCGUUAUUCUAGUCUAUGAGCAAUGUUUCUUUCUCAUUCAUGAAAGCUAACAUGCUAGGCUAGUUGGCGACCACUUAGCACCAUACAAAUUAAUAUCUGAUACACCUGGCGGAUGAUUUAAAUCACUGAGAUAAAAUAAGAAAUAAUUGAUACCCUCUUUAAACAGAAGGGGGCGACAAUUGCUUUUGUUCAGGACUUCACGCUACAUGCUCAAUCGGGCUUCCUACCUGCCUGGCGACCGUAUUAACCAUUGUUUUAGUCUUCAUUCAGGAAAGCUAACAUGCUAGACUAGUUGGCGACCACUUCGAACCUCAAAAAUUAAAAUCUGAUACAUCCGGGGGACCCUCUUUACAUAGAAGGGGGCAAAGGUUGCCUUCGUUCAGGACUUGGCACUACAUGCUUACUUGCGCUUCCUACCUGCUCAGCUACCAUAGUAACUGUUGUUCUAGUCUACAUGCGACAGUUUUUUCUCAUUCAAGGAAAGCUAAUAUGCUAGGCUAAUUGGCGACCAUUUCGCACCUCAAAAAUUAAAAUCUGAUAGACCUGGAGGACGAUUUACAUCACUGUGAUAAAACGAGGAAUGAUUGAUACCCUCUUUAAACAGAUGGGGACGAACGCUUCUUACUCGGCAAUAGUUUUAGCUGUUGUUCUAAUCUACGCGCAACAUUUUUUUCUCAUUCAUCAGGCGCUAAAAUCUGGGACAUUUCCGGGGACAACUUUAGCCGGGGAUAACUCAUCCAGAAUGGGGACUGUCCCUGGAAAUUGGAGACGUCUGGUCACCCUAAAAUUAGGACCCAACACAAAACCAGUUUAGGAAAGUUCAAUGUUGUGAAAUAAAUGAAACCUUGUGUUUGAGAGGUAGAGUAUGUUCCCUGUCAGGACAAACCUUCCAAUCCUGAAACGUCUUCUGGGAUAAGAGUCUGUUUGCCGAUGUAACAGAUCAUCUGCUCACCUUUGUCAAAGAGUACUUUCACCUUUCAAACAGACAGGGGAGACAGGACGUCUGAGUGGAGGUGAGAUCAUGAUGGAGGGAAUAAUAGGCAGCCUGAGAAAUAAAAAGAAGAGCUGAGCUGUUCUGCUGAGUGACGGACGAUAGAGGAUUUGAGGAGACAAGAGGCCAAAGCGACCUGCUGAGAGAAAGAGAGAGAAAACAGGCUUUUCUAAGCUGCUCUUUCAUUUGUUUGAGGGUCUUUGGAGAGCCAAGGUGAUCCACGUAUGCCCAUCCAACGCCGUGGGAAUCUGCACGGGAGAUUUAAAGAGGGGUAGAGUGAGCUAAAGCUUGGCUCGGAGAGGAGUCCAGGGGAGGUUUGGCCUCUCUCUGGGUCUCCAUGGUGGCUGCUAUUGAGCUCCCUCUCUCUCUCCAGAUAUUUGUCACUCAUCUUUCUUUGUAAAUGUUUUUGACCCGGGAGCAGACCCCAUCCAAAAACCCUGAUUUUCAGAGUGACUACUGAAUGAUUCCUUCAUUGACGAUCGGACGAGCCAAACCACGAACUAAAAAGUCCAUAAUCGUUUAGUCUAUCAUGAUUUUGUGUUUGUUAUGAAACAGCUGGGCACAUAAACUCUUUCCACCAAAACUUAGUGUGACAUUUUAUGUAAGAUCUGGUGACUCAAAUGAGAAUUUGACCCCCAGAAAGUCCAUUUGAAAGAGAGGCCAGGGGGUGUAGUGCCUUAUAAAACAUGCAGAGAAAAGCCUGACUUUUACCGACUGUUACGUCUUUUCAUUCCCAUGUGUAAAGCGUCCGUAUAUCACAUUGCUGAAUAGGAAAAAGGAAUUUAAACCCGGGUAGACAGGCUUCAGGCGGAGCUGCAUAUCACUGCGCCGUGUGUGCAUAUAAAACUGACACAGUGGUACCCAGGUGUGACAGCGGUGAAACGCUGCAGACGAACAUGAUUUGCUUCAGGACACAGGACAGAUUUGGUUCUCAGUGUUCAUGCUCUCCACACCUGGGUCUCUGAUUGUUCCUGCAUAAGUGUGUUUGUGUGUCAGAGGGUGAUAAACACGUGUGUGAAAGCAGUGACUGUGUGUUUGCAGGUGCUGUUAUUGUUAAUAGAAAACCGUAUAUCUCUCGUGACUUUCAUUUGGAAAACCUGUCCCUCCUCCUUGAACCUGAAUGGGAGAGUUAUCUCGAGUUGGUGCUGCGUUCUUGCUCAUAUUGUUCAGGUUUAAUGUCACAGCUUUAAGGAUCUUUGUUUCAGUGAGUUGCUGGUUUUAGACAAACAAGUCGUGAUGAUCAAAGUGUAAAUUUAAAGCGGCAUGUUCUCAGAACCAAACGGCAGCCAAACUCCAGAUCACCAUGUCCCUCUUUCUUGGGAGUUGGUGGAGACCAAAUAUUGACGUAAAUUACCGUAAUGACAAAACUAAAGUGAACUUUGUCAUUUUUGGACCUAGUGCAGAUUUUUAAAGCAACUCCAAGUCUUAAAAUGUUUUCACGUUUGCAUGACAGCUCUACAACAUCUUAUUUUAUGUGGGAUGAGAUUCAUACUCUUAAAAUCCAGAUUAUAAGGAUUUGUCUACAUGGUGAUGAAAACGGUAUACUGCCAUUUUGUUCUGAGAAAGUUUUCCGUAAAGACGGAAUCGUUUCAGAAAAUAUCCGCGUAAACACGAAACCACUGAAAAAGACUGACAACAAUGUAGUGCUUAUACCAAGCCAGUAGGUGGCGCUAUUAUGACUUCCUAGAAAUUCACCAAAAGACAGAGGAGGAGUUCGGAGCAUGCGUAUAAAGGUUGUUUUCGUUGGAUCCACGCAGGCGUCUUAAGAGAGUUAACGCUGUGUGUGAGGUAAUCGUUUCAAGAAAGUUGCGUAAAGACGACCACAUGUAGACGAAACUGUAGUCGUAUACGGAUUUCUGCACUCAGGGACCCGUUUUCAGAAAACUUCAUUUACAAUCACACAAAAAUGACUUCCGAUUCCUUUUCAGACAAAGGCCUUUCAACUUUUGGGGGAGAAAGGUCACAAACUUCCUUUCUGUUCAGCAAUGUACAAAUUAUAUGCAGCCGUGUAGCUCUUUCAAAUACCAUCCUUUUAGCUACCUGUACUGUAGUUGAGCUCAGGUAACAGUAGAGAUGAUAUUUAGGAGGUAAAGAACCAACUGCCCGAGCCUACUUUGCUAGAACGUACGUUAAAAAGUGGCGCCACUAGCCUGUCUGCAGAAAGCUAAUGGUAGCCUAAAGAAAGAAAGUUCAAUCGGCAAUGUGAUCCACUUUAAAUGGAAGUUAUCAAAGUUGUUAUAUUGAUGUCCGACUGUAAACCAGGGACGCAGAGUUCUUAAUGACACCCAACCUCGAGGACAGAGAUGUCAUGGACCUCCAGUGCCCUCCGCAGCAUUUCGCCCUCUUAAACACCUCGACAUUAACGUCCUCACAUACUGAAGCAGUCAAACAUCUGUCCCCUGAAUGCCACAGGACUCACCCUCCAGCAUUUCAUCCUCAAUUUAGGUGACCUUAAUGUUCAGUGCCCUACUUUAACACACUGUUUAUGUGUCUGGGUGUCUGGGCACACCUCUUUGUUCAGAUCUGCAAACACUGGUGGCAGCAGGGAGAGAAGGAAAUGAAAGAAAGAGUCUGCCAGCUGAACUGCUAGCCCGUUUCCAUCCCUUUCACUUGCUUUCUGGAGGAGGAAAAAGAGAGAGGGAGACAGAAAUGAGACAAAGACUCGCAGUGAGACAGGGAUACUGGCAGAAAUCAAGAGAGACGCAAAUGGAAAGUCAGCCGCGUGACAAAAGAUGGAUGGAGAGAGACGGGGAGAGUGCAGAGCUGUGAGAAAGAGAUUAAAUAUAAAGAGGAACGGGGCAGAUGGAGGCGAAAGGAGAGAGUUUUUUCCUGCUUGACAGCAGCUUGUUAUAUCAUCAACAAUAUAGCAGUUCAUAAAAGAAAAAUACAAGUGCAGUUUGAAGUCGAUGAGCUUUUAUUCCAGAUGUACAAAGCUUUGAAAAGGAAAAUCAACUGUCUAAUUUAUUCGUCCGACUGCAUUCUCUUCACUCUUGUCAGUGACCCAGCACAUCCAAAUAGGAAGUUGUAGAUAUUCUGGCAUGAUUUCUUGAUGCUGCGACUUUUACUUUGAUAUGGUGUCAAAGUCAGGGGAGGUAAAAGAGGGUCAUGGAGAGGUCAAACCAACGGUGAUGAAACAAGAAGCCAAUGUAGAAGUGCAAAAAAACUCCACUGAAGGUGUUUCGAACGUGUCUCAAAUAUUUUAUCAACAAAACAGCUGUUUCAGAUUUGAUCAGGGGUUAAAUUGUUUGCUUGUUCAAUCACCUUAAAUCAACCGUGUCAUGUUGGGUACUCAGCUUUGUGCUUCGAGCGGUUCCACCGGUGGUUCGGUUGUCAUAUGUGAAACCAUUUGCUAGAAUGCGUCAGAGUUAUACCAUGAAUCAAAUGACAGGAGCAUACAGGUUCACUGCGAAGAAUCGUGUCAGAGCCAGAUCAUGGAUUUCACCGACCCGGGUCAGAGAACAUAAAACAUCUAAAUCAAAACCAGCUCUGUAAACUUGAGCCUGAACUUGAGUGCGUUCUUACUUUAGGGUCUUAUGUAGGUUGGUUUGAUUCAGCAGAUGAACGCUAGACCAUUUGGGAGUGUUAGGUCAGAUGGGGGGGCUGAGACCGUUUCCUGGAAGCCACAAGUACUUGUGAAGAAGACCUUGUACAUACCAAGCAUAGAAGCUACAGUUACAUGUGAUAGGAGUCUGCAAGCACCACAGGAAAACAGAUCCAGAGGCACCAUAGUGACGGCGCUGCAGGUUGGGAAAUUGCUGAUGUCAAUGGGUAUCUGAGGCAUGGGUAGAGCAAGUUUUGCUUGAUUUGCUCAGUAGAUUGAAAGAUUUCUUGUUGGAUGGAUGGCUCUUCUGCUGAUAAUCAGUUGGAUACAACUUGUAGGUGUUACUUUUUACACAGCUUUAUAGUCCCAGAACAGCCUGAAACUUGUGCCUUGACCGAAAGCUUCUGAGGGUAACUAUUGGUGCCCAUACUGGCUUUCCAUUUAGCUGUACUGGCCUUUGUUUACAAAAGGAGUCAUCAGUGAAGUGGCGAGCACAAGCAGCUACGAUGUGGCGGUGGUCCUUGUUCAGAGCAGAGGAAAAACUGAGGACUUUCCAGCUUCUGAGUGGAAGUCAGGUGGGUGUCCUUGACCGAGUAGCAGGAUUUGGCUUUCCCCUCGGCAUUGUCCUAAUAAGGCGGCACAACCUGGUAUCAGGGUGUUGGCAUGCCUCAUAUAAGCUGUCCAUCAUAUCAUUUGGUUAUUUCCAUCAUUGUAACAUCACUGAUUGGCACAAUAAGAGUCCUUUAAGCUGGUUUCUUUCUUUAAUUGUAAUGAGACCAUUUGAAAUAUCAGAUCCAGACAAGAAAUAACACAAAUCUUGGCUUACAAAAUGUCGCUACAGUAGGCAAGAAGGGAUUUGUCCAAAUGUUACACCAGUUUCCUUCUAUUUAUACAAAAAAACUGGCUGGGAUACCGUUGGCUCCGGCGCUCGUUUUUCAUAUUAAUUAGUAGUUGGCGAGGAACGUCUACUUUUCGUCCUCAUUUCACUCCCAAGUUUUAUGCCUUCAAAGACAAAGGUUGUCUGAAAAUUAACCCUUUUAAGUCCUCUGCUGAAAAACUAUGUUAUUUUUCAGCUCGUAUUUAUGGCUCACUAGAAACUGGUUCAUCUUCAAACAGCUCUGCAUCAUAUAGCCUUCACAUCAACUGUCUAUCUUUAUCCGCCCCAAAACAUCAGCUUGAGCAUCAGUAUUACCCAACAGCAGCCAACCCUGCGCCGGCUUUCUUUCAAACACGGCCAGUCCUGCAGGCAGCAGCUCACGGCCAAAAGCGGACUAAAAACCAGCUUCUGGAGAGCCUGCAUCAGCUGUUGGCAGCCCGAGUCCAGAGUUACUGUGUGGUGACAUUGCAUCAAAGGAUGAGGAGAUGGAGUCAGCAUGACAGAGCAGGAGAGGGGAGGAUGGGGAGGAAAAUAAGAGUGGGGGAGGAGGCGGAGGGGGGGUGACAGGAAGGAUUGACGCUAACAGAUUGUGACAUGCUGGAAUGAGACAGCCUGCUCAGAGUGGACAAAUGAAAUGCCAGUGCCCCGCAUGAUUAUGAAUGUGCGCGGAACAAGUGUGGAUUAAUUCAACUGGGGCAAGUAUUCAACACAAGCUGAUAUCUGAGACAAAGAGCCUGCUUGGUGCAACAGAUGAACUGAACAACUGUUAUAACCGACAGCUGAAAUGUGGACAUAGCAGAGAGGCGAAAAAGGAGCAAAGCGUACUUUCUUCGUCUCUUCCUCUUCCUCAGCUCAGGCUCUCCCUCCCUUCCUUCUUGCUCUUCAUGCAAAUUUGUCUUUUUCUCUCCAUCUCCCUGUUUCCCUUUCCAAUGGUGACAGACGGUGCCCACUGUGCAGUUUAACAGUUAUUACACGCUCCGAAACACACUGACUCAGAGAGAGAGAGAGAGAGAGAGAGUCAGAGAGAGAGAUAAAGAAAGAUGGAUGAUGGAGGGAGUUAGGCCGAUUAAAACGUUACAGCAUCAGGAAACUGUGCCUGUGGAGGAAACAGUGUUUCUGUAUGUCUGAGAGAGCAGAUUAAGUAUAACUGUGGAGUUAUGUGAAACCCAUAUCAAUGCUUCCUAAUGCUAAAUGUAGUCUGUCUGUAGACCGGGGGAGCAAUAAGUACACCUGCCAAUACUGGAGACCGGUAUGAUGUUUCAUCAAGUUAAUUCUUGAUUUAGAGGAGAUUUGACCUAAAAAAUAGGAAAAUGAUGGAGGUCCAACUAAUAAGACCACCAUCAAAAUUCACCUUACUGGCUUUUUGUUAAGUGGUACUACAAAGAGCAGAGUAUUUGACAAGUUAAACAACAGAAGACUUGUUUUUCUAAGCUGUACUGGCACUAUUUUUGUUGGAUUUUAGGAGGAGCUGAGGGGAAAACUGGUUGGGAGGGGUAGAGUUUACAUUCAAGGUUUCUCCCCAAAAAUGGCACUCCCUCAGCUCCUGCCUACCCCAUCUUGAACCUCUUCACUCUUGUUAGUUGGCAGCAGAAUUACCUGUCAGUGAGAUCAAUAAUUUAUUUAUUUAUAACUGCAGGCUUGAAAUGCUGAUCAUAUGUUGAAUCUAAGCUGUAGCCUCGCUAGCUAAUGCCACUACCACCUGGGGGUAAACGAACAUGUUUGACUCAUGGCGUCUUGUGAUUUGGCGCAAUUUGGUCCACAAAAUAUAGACAGAGUUGUAUGUAGAUGAUGUUCAGCUAUCUGCUCUACCUGGGGAAUGCAUAACCAGCAGAGGCACGAGAAACUUACCCUGCAAGAAGAACCGAAAACCAGUGGUUGUAGCUCUGCUAAUGUUAGCCACGCUCUGUAAACUAGUUUGACUGUUUUCCAAAUGUGUCUUACAUUAAGAUGAGUGAGUUAGAAGAAACUUCACCUUAUAUCUAAACAUGUUGGAGUGAACUUGCUUUGGAAAGACCAAAAAGUGGAGUUCAACAAGCUAAAAUUUUGGACUUAAUGCCCCUCUGUCUUUUAUAAACAACUAAAAACUCCGUACAUCAACAUGUCCCUGUUUGUGCCAAACUUGAGUGAGUGUUGUUGAGCCUCUGUAAACUUAGAGCCCCUUGCUCAGUGACUUAAAUCCAGGUGGAUCACUUGUUCCAUAAAAAUACACUACGGAGGACUUGCCCUUCCAAACCACCACAUGGAGAAAUACCAGAGAGCUAUAAAUAAAAACAGAGGUGCAUUUAGACGGACUUGCUCCGCAGUCAAGUUGGGACAUGCUUGACCUACUAAAAAAAAGUGGGGGAGGAGCUGCGGACAUCGAAAUGAAAGAGAGGCUGAUGGUCAGCCAGAGGGGUCAAGUUUAAGGCUACUUGGGCAAACAGCUGCCAAAACCUGCUUUGGCGACACAGGGCAUGUCACUUAAGUCCUACCAGCUCUAGAUGUGCUAUUUAUAGAUCUGAGGUUGACUCAUGGCCUUUUUUGUCAAGGUUUAAGAGCAAUAAAAAGCACCAGACUGUUCGGAGACGAUGCUAAUAUUUUGCUUUGAGGCCUUAUCAACCUUGAAUACUUUCAAAUACAUAAGGAAAGUAAUAUCGUAACAAUAUGGGAAUGGCUUACCCAUCUUGGGGGACGCGACUACAUCAAGCAACAACCUUCCGGUCAUCAGGAACGUAUCCAGUGUGGAAGUGCUAAAGACUACAGCCCCCCGAGGUGCUUGAUAACUGGUUCAUUUAGGGUGACCAUAUUCUGCAUCCCCAAAAAAGAGGACAGGAUUAUGCGAAAGCGGAGUCACAGAGUCGCGCAUAGUUGAUUUUGUGUUUUUCGGGUCAGAUCAAGAAUCUUUUACAUGCUUCAGGACAAGACCGGACAAGGCCAGACAUUCCCUAAAAAAGAGGACAUGUCUGGGUAAAAGAGGACGUAUGGUCACCCUAGCUCAUUGGCUCUGAAAUACGUCACUCUUUUGGCUACCUACAUGCUAACCUUGGCGCAUUUCCAAUAUGGCCUUUGCCGUUUACAGACUUAAACACUAUGCUUCAGAAACAAAUGGUUGACAUCACUCAGACUUCACCAAUGGUAAUUGUUUUUUUAUGUGUCAUGGUGUCUGGCUGUUUCUUCAUGUUUGCCUGUCCAGAACUGUUAGUGCAACGUGGAAUAGGAACGUUGCCUAAACUGAAGACGACACACUAAAUGCAUCUGAACCAUGUUGUUUACCGGUAUUUGACAUGAGGGUUACUGUGGUUAGUCCCUCCAAACCCUCUUUAGUAAAUCUGCCUUUUUAAAAGCUUCUAUGUUGCGUUGCAGGAGCUUAUAUACCAUACUGUGGGUUAACGUGAUGGUAGCUGCUUUUACAUAGAUUGGUUUCAGCCUAUUUGCAUUUGACCCACAAACACUUUAUCUCCUCCGAUUUAAUUAUGCUCAGUCAAAAUAGAUGUCAUGUGUGGGGAUCCGGAGAAAGUGCCCACAUGUGUGUCGGUGCUUUUGUUUGUUAGCUGGUGUAUUUGUGUGUGUAUGUGUGUGUGUGUGCGCGAGACGCUGAGGGCAUAUUAACUGCAGUUGAGCCAUCAAAGUCCUUGGCAAAGCCGUAGUCCAGAAACAGGCUCGAUAAGCCCACUGGUCAUGGAGGAGACGGGGGAGGGGGGUGAGGGGAGAAAGAGGACACAAUCAGUCUCAAAUGGUUUGGGAUUUGUUGCUUUUUUGUUGCCAUGUGUGGUCAGGAUUGUCAGUAUUAUCUUUGUCGGAGAUCCUGAUAUAUUUCAGAAGCUUAUGUAAAUAUCCGACGGCAGCUAAAGAUUAUUUUCUUACACCGUCAGUAUGACAUUUAUCGUCUUUGGCAGUGGAGUUAUUGUUUGUUCGAUUCGUACUCGAGUUGUUUGUUUUUUUUCCAGUUGAGUUACGACUGUGAUCUGUUUUUUUCUGCUGCUAUCCAAAGACUUAGAAUGAAUUUAUUUGAUGCCUUGUCUACAAAGUUUAAGCGUUAUUAUCAGGUCAAGUUCUUUCCUCUGUGGUUAACAACAUCUAAUAAAGGUGGUGUUAAUAUUCAAAGAGUCAAUCAUGUCAAGUGUCGAAAGAGAAGGUUCGAAGAUGAACUUAAACAGCAGACAGAGCUCGGUAUGCAGAUGACAUGUUUGUAUGGACUGCCUGAUGUCAUUUAUAGUAAGUGGUUAUACAAGAAUGGCAUUAUAGGUAUGUGACUCAUAAAGGCAGCUUAGCUCUGUUCUGUGGGUGACUGUGGGACCAGAAUUGGUGGACGGGUCUUUGUUGGCCCACUUGUUAAACUUCCGUUUGAAUCUCCUCAGAAUCUUCUUAAAUUUUUGGUAAUUUCUGUAUUUUGUCGGUGAGGAAGUCCCGUCAUCCAGAAACCUUCUUCAGCACCAAAUUAUAAAGUACAACAGAUUUAUACGGGGGUGUAACAAAACAUGGUUUCAGCAAUCUUCUGUCGCCCUGACUCAUUGAACAAAGUUAUUGUUUUUCUAAACAUCCACGUUUCAAACAGCUUCUCCUGUUAAUUUGACUCAUGACUUUUCUGAGUCAUUAUCAUAAACCGUAUAUACUAUGGAUAACUUGGCACCGCCUUCCAUUGUUAUAUGUAUUUGAGGCUGAAUUGCUCUUGGUAUUUCCAGGAUUUUCUCCACUUCCUUGAACCACCACUUGCACAGUAAGAUAGAGUUUAAACAGCGUAUCCCCCGGGUGAGCUACGCUAUCUUCGUACGUCAAUAGGCUGUAUCAAGUGUCAAUCAUAGUAAACAUGAACCCCCUAAUAGCUUAAAAAUACAGCUGCACAAAAAAAAGAGGACUUGAGCACAAACCAGUCUUACCCAGGGAUUCCACUGGAUCCGGAACGGCUCCGCUCCGGACUGGCAGGUGGAUCAAAUAUGCAAGCAUAUAGCACCCAACGAAUUCAAUCCACUGCCGCCAUUGGAGGCCAAGCACUUGCAAUACUGCUGAUAUUUCUCGCGAAACUGGACGAGAUCUUACGAGGUCUCACAUGUUUCAGACAUUGUUUGAGACAUUGAAUGAGCUCCUCCGAUCGGUGUUUUGACUUUAUUUUAAUUUGAAAAUUAACUGAUCUGAUCCAGCCACCAGAGCCGAUCCACAGUAGAGCCGGACGGCUAGCAGGUUGUGAGGAAUGACACACAUUGAUUAUAAUCCUUGCGUAUUUGAUUCGAUUUGGUUUUAGCCGUUGCAGUAACUACAUGUCAACAUCGCAACCAGGGGGGAGAAAAAGUGACUGCAGCCUGUCACUAGAGGGUGCUGUUCUCAUGGAAGCUUCAUCCAUUGAGGAGGCAGACGCUGUCCAUUCUAUAUACAGUCUAUGGUCAUUAUGCACCCUUCAGAUAGGUGGAUGUUAUUGUUGUGUGUCUUUAUUUUAAAAUGUCUAGUUCGAUGUUUAUUAUCACUAUUUGGACCACAGAUUCUUUCCACGCGUGAAACGUGUGCCGACAUGAUACCCAGACUGGCAUAUUUAGAGGCUUCGGGGCCGCAGACGAAGCUGCCAUAUAUGACGAGCUGUGGGUGAGAAUGUGUCAGUAUUAACAGAAGCUACAGCAGCUUUGCAUACUGGGAAAUCAAUCACUGAUAGUGGGCGCUUACUCAUGUGGAGCGACUGGCUUUUUAUUCUGACACAGAGUCAAAUGGAAAGGGAGCCUUUAAAAUACAAUAUGUGCAGAACCAAUAAAGGGAACGUAAAAGGAGGGCAGGAGAGAUGGAUGGCGUAUGUGUGUUUCUGUGCGUGUGUGUUUGUGUGUGUCGGCGUGGCUGGAGGUUGCUUUGGUGAUGAAUCAUUUCCGUUUGAGACCCACUAAGACACGGGUCCCUCGGGGCUGCAGUUCAUUUUUCUGUUGAGCGCACACAGACACACAAAUAUCAACAUGCUUUGCCCCCUCCCCCCCAAAUGUGCAGAUGGAGUACAGUCAUCGGUUUAUAAGGCCACAGUAAUAAAGGUCCAGUAUUUCAUCUUUAAAUGUCAGAUCAGACGUGACGGCGUCAACCAGACACAAUAACAACCUGUGCUCGCCAAACAUGAAUGUUCCCUUUUAGCUCAAAGCAAUUCACAAACAAAUCUAACAUGCUGGUCGGGUUUCUUAGCUUGACAAAUAACACAAUCUGAUUGGGUUUUUCCUCAUCCUGAGCAAAGCAGUCGACAGAGAGAAUGAAGAAAAUAGGACAAAAUGAAAAUUUAAAAAAGCAGGGGGAGUGUGAUAAACAGCAGGAAGAGCUCUUGAUAAAACAGACCAACGCGGAACAAGCGUGUGCGGUUAGCGGAUUGCAACGCUCGUAAGAAAGCUAAGGGAGGACUGGGGGGUGUUAGAUCUGAGGAGGCAGCUCAGCUGGCAGCCCCCAUUCCUUGAAACAUCUGAAUCCACCAGAAUCCAUACUGACUGACAUUAAGGUCGUCUCCUGGUUGACAUGUUACAUAUCAAGGCUAACAGGAUGUAUGUCGAACAGUGAAAACGGCGUCUCUCGAUUUCCCGGUCGAUCUACGUGCCAACUGUCACACAUGGCCAUGAACUUUGGGAAAGAACGAGAUUGUGGAUACAAGCGACCAAAAUGGGUUUCCUUGAAAUUGGUUUCCUUGAAAGGGGUUUCCUUGAAAUGGGUUUCCUUGAAAUGGGUUUCCUUGGCCGGGCUCAGCCUUAGAGAUAGGGUAAGGAGCUCGGACACUAGGGAGGCGCUCAGAGUAGAACCGCUGCUCCUCCACGUCAAGAGGAGUCAGCUGAGGUGGCUUGGGCAUCUGGUUAGGAUGCCUUCUGGACGCCUCCCGUUAGAAAUGUUCCUCACAUGUCCCACGAGGAGGAGACCUCGGGGCCGGCCCAGGACCAGGUGGAGGGAUUAUAUCUCUCGCCUGGCCUGGGAACGCCUGGGAAUCCCCCUGGAGGAGCUGGUGGAAGUGGCCGGGGUGAGGGCCAUCUGGGCUUCCCUCCUGAAGCUGCUGCCUCCGAAGACAACGAUUCUGGGAUUCUUAGCAGUAAUUCUGGUUUUAAUCACCAGAUUUCAGAUGAGGGGGCUGCGAGCUGAGCUGCCCCCUAAGAUUUUCCCCUUGAUUCCAAACAGGGAUGUUUAUUACAUAUGAUAUCUCACUACAGCACGACAGCAUCUCUGUAAACCUGCAAACAAACGUCCUCUUGACGUAAACAUCUGUGUCUCUAUAGGAGAGAAAAACCAGUAGCGUCUGUAUCACCUCUCUUGUGUACUUUAAGAUCUUUGUGUACCUCUGGAUCUCCCCACACGCUGCUCUCUUUUGUCCGUUGUGUUCGAGGAUCAAUUAAACCAAAUUCAAUUAGCUUAUCUCGAACUGACCGUCCACCUUUCCGCCGCCUUUGGCGCAGCACUUAAUUUCCCCGCGCUCUUCUCUAACACACACUUUAACACACAUUAAGUCGGAGAAGAAGCUCCGCGCUCAACCAACCAUCGUCUGAUAAAACUCCUUUUUUCUUUUCUUCGCCCUUAUCAGACACUUAUUUGUCACAGUCAGCCUCCCCUUCCCCUCGGUUGUCAUUUCACACGAGCAUGUCUCGAUACCGUUUCUCGUACUUCCUCUAUCUCUCUUGGCGUUUUUCACCCGUCUUCUUCAUCUUUCCUCCGCGUUACAUUCGACUAAGUCUUUGUAAUGAAGUCUGUAAGCUGGGAAACCGCCUGAUUCAUGCGUCUGAUGAACAGUAACUCGUUGAGCUCUCUCUUCUUCCGUCCCACAAUCCUUUUCUGCUCAGUUCUGCUGGCACUAAAUACUAAUUAACUUCCCGGUUAAUCCCAGAGGGAAACGGCCACGUACUGUAUUUAAUCACUCAGUCUGUGCAUGCUCAGGCGCUCAUGUGUGGGCCUUUUUUUUCUCGAGUGUGUGUGUUUUGCACACCUGUUCCCGCCGCAUGGAGUCAACUGUAAAAAAAAAAAAAAAACAUGUGCUCGACAUUUUUUUAACGCUGUGCUCUCUUUCACCCCGGACAGGAGGCGACACCAUGACGACAGAAAUGCAGGAGAUCGCCAUCACGGAGGAGAAGCCUUUACUCACGGGUCAGGCCGAGGCAAAGGUCAGACAUUACGCAACACACACAAAAAAAACAGACACAAGCACUCAGAGAGACAACAGUCUGAGAGUGUGGGUUUGCGGUUUGUGCUUUUUGAUUCAGAGCAGAGCCUACACAUGACAACAUGUGCUGCCAACACAUGUUCCCUAACUUUGCACGAGUGUGUAUGGCGUGUACAGUGUGUGUCCGUGCGUGUUUGUGCACAGCUGCAGCGCUGGCUCGGAUGUGCCGCGUUGACGUCAAAGCCCCCGAGGGAGCCCGAGCGGCUCCUCUGCCUCUGCUGCGCUGACGUUGCCGAGCAGACGCAGAGGAGCCGCAGAAGGAGAGCCGUCUGUUUCUCACCGCUGACACCUGCUGGACAGACGGGGAAGUGCAAGCCCCAGACAAAAACAGAUGCCUCAGAUGUUUGAGUUUUAAGAUAGAUCCUCAAGAAUCAGUAACUCUCUCUUCCCUGAUAAUUAUCAACCAGCUCUUUAAAACAAUCUCAACAAACUCCACGGUGUCUGUCUGCAGCUCUGAGCCCGGGGCCCACUGUGUCGUUCCUCCUGUGUUACAGCUGCUCUAACAGCUGGGCGCCGGCGUUCUUCUAGUAAAAGACAAUCGCUGAAGCAGCAGAAAUGAGCGAAUUCAUCGAGAUUAUUUUCAGGUGCUUCAGGAGGACAAGCAGAGAGUUUUCUUGGAAUUACAAAGACGGAAAAGUAGAAGAGUUUUCUGAGACUUUGUCAAGUUGUCGGUGAAUAUUCAGGAGAGAUCUAAGUGAGGAUUCGGGAAGUUGAAGGCCGUUGUUAAAGAUGUGGUUUACAAAGUGAUGAGUGGAAGUGUUUAGGUGAAUGUUUGCCAAUUUGUGAGUGAGUAUUUAAGCGAGUAUUGGCCACUCUCUGAAUGAGUGUUUUUGGGGAAUCUGUGCCAAGUCGUAAGAGAGUAUUUAGUCAAGUAUUUUCCAAUUGGUGUGGGAUUCGUACGGAUAGUUUAUGCCAAUUUGUGAGUGAGCAUUUAACAAAUUAAAUUAACAAAGUGACUUUUUAAGAGAGAGUAACCCGAACGAGGACAAAUAGUUUCUUAUUCUAUUCCUGUGGAGCUCUGAGGUUUGAUUCAGUGCAAACUGAUAACAGCACAGAUACAAGAAGUUCUUCAGUGAUGGUUGAAAUUAGGGCUGCUCGAUUAAUCGAUUUUAAAUCGGAUUAUUUGAUUAUGACAAUGUUAAAAAAGUUAAAAUCGUCAAAGAGAUUUUCCUCUCAAUCAUGUCUCACGCCUUCAGGCCAUCGUAGGCUCCUCCUUCUUGUGGGAGCGCUCCCAAGUUCCCACUAAGGCUGGGCAAUAUGGCCUCAAAUCAAUAUCAAGAUUUAUUGAGCAGUUCACCUCGAUAACGAUAAAUGGACGAUAACUUCUCCACAAGCUGCUCAACCCCUCCCACAUUAACUAUGUCUACUUCAGCCACCGCUCCAGCUGUAAAAUAAAGUAAAUCAAAGUUGGUUUUGGAUGUGUGUAGGUCUGCUAUGGUCUCAUGUCCCUUUAAGACUCUGACCUAUGUCAGAGACGUGACUCCGCCCCAUCCAAAACCAACUUUGGUUUAUCUAUUUUUUUGAAUAUACAGAUAUGAGCAAAAUGACGUCGGUUAUUGUCUUAAAUUUUGGUAUCAGUAAAUUUUUGGUUUAUCACGCAGCCCCUAGUUUCCACACACACCAGUGUAAACAAACAUGGCGUUUAAAAAGAAGGCGAUAAUUUUGUGGCUAAAAAGGACAAGAGCACGUGAAUGGUGUGGAAUUGGUACGGCUUCACAGUUUCAGAUGAAGAGCAAACCACUCCCCGCUGAAAAGUCUGUCUGAUGGAAAUAAAUUCAGGAGUAAACACAAAAGUUUAUUGUCAUAUCGGCACAGAAACGGUGUCUCGGGUGACUGUAAACGGUACUUUUUGAAACUGGAUCAGAGAGUGUGUAAAUCUGUAAACGACGACCAUUUCAUCUCCGUGUGGAUGUUUAUCUGCAUCUCUGGAAACGAUCAUGUGACACACAGAGUAACUGUUUUAUGGCGCCUGAGCAUGUCCGGCCAAAACAACCUUUAUACUCAUGCUCCACUCUUCUUCUGUCUUUUGUGCAUUUUCUUUGCAGAGUUACAGCGCCACUUACUGGCUUGGCAUAUGCACUACAUCAUUCUUAGCCAUUUUGUGUUGAGAGAUCAUGGAAAAACUUAUUAAAGUGAAGUUUGGUGAAAUUAUCACUGAACAAAAAGUCAGAAAGUGAGUUUUUAGACGAAAAAACAAUCGGUUUUAUUUUCCUGCAGCCCUACCUUAAAAUAAUUCCUGUAUCCAGACCCUCAAACUCUGAACAUCCAUCUUUCACUCCUCCUUUAAUUUCUAUUAAUGGUGUCAAUGACCUUUUUGGAUACGCCCUAAACGCCCCCCCACCACUUCAACUUCCCACUCGGCUCAUUUCUUAAGAGCCCGUCGUGUUCGUACUUCAUUAGCGGCGUUAACGGAUCAAAGGUUGCCAAAGAAGACCCCAUUGAAAGCCUCCCGCUGACACGCUUCCUCUGUAUAAUCCUCCGAACCACCUGCUCUUCUGAAGAGCUUCACUGCUGCGACACGAGGGGUGUAACUCUGCAUCACGCCUGUGUGGGUUUUAAUGAGAUAACAAGGCAGGAAUCAACCCGAGCAUAAACAGCUGUUUUUCUCAGAUACACGGACAUCUGAGGCCUUUUUACUUCAAACAUGAACUGAAUCAUAAGAAUCAUAAUAAUAAUUAUUCGUUCUUCUUCGUUCCUCACAGGAUGCUGAACUGGCUGCCAGGAUACUCCUGGACCAAGGACAGGUGAGACUGUUUCCUUUCAGUUCCAGGUUGAAGAUAAGGUCAAAAUAAAAUUAAAAAUUGAAGUAGGACGUCUUCUUGUCUGAAAUGUCUCGGUUUCCUUUCACUCGCUCCAGGAGCACAGUAUCGAGACUCCUCACGGUGUUCUCCACGUGACCCUCCACGGCACACGGACCACCCGCAGGCCCGCCAUCCUCACCUUCCAUGACGUGGGUCUGAACAGUGAGUACCUCUCCCUCUCCGCCUCCUUUUCUCCCCUUUAUUCGACUUUCUCCUCACCUCCUGUUCCUGAUUCCUGUCCUCCUCUCUCUCCAACAGGUAAGAGCUGCUUCUCCCCUCUGUUCAAGUUCGAGGAGAUGCAGGAGAUCGUCAAGAACUUCACCCUGAUCCACGUGGACGCUCCGGGGCAGGAGGACGGGGCUGCUGCCUAUCCCGUAGGGUACGAAACCCCCUCUGCUCGGUCGUAUUCACACUCUCGCUCGUCUCCCCUGGUCGUCCCGCUGUAACCUUUUCCUUUUUUUAAGUAAACUUCUCCGAAAUGGAGACAAUCCUCUGCGGAAGGCUUAAACCUAAUCUCUUCCAAAAAUACUCAACAGUCCCAUCUCUCACAUCUCCCUCCUCUGCGCUCUAAUACUCUCUCUUGUCGCAGAUUUAACUAAAACCCGUCCCGUCUCUGUCUCUCUUUGCGCACUUAUUAUUUCUUCCCCCGACACUUCUCCAUCACCCUCCUGCGGGGGCUCAGGAGGAUUUUCUCUGGGUUAUCGCAGCAUCUCCUAACCUCUGGCGGUGAUUCCAGGAAUUGAGGAUUAUUCUUUCUGUUUUAUCUCACUUCUGGAUAAAACGUCCCACCGCUGUGUGCUCCUAAUAUGAAAUCAUGAAAAUUCAAGAGUGAUGGUGGGACACUUCUUCUUACUCAAGGAUAGAACUUAAAGGUGGGGUAGGCAGGAUUCCGUUAAAGAAGGAUCUGUUUUCAUAGUGUAUCUACAAAAAAAGCUUUAAUAUCAGUCAAUAGGUAUUAGUCAUUGAUGACAUUUGGGAAUAUCAUGAUAUCGCUGUGUUUUGUUAUGUCUGUGUAGUCAACAUAUUAAAUUCUUGAGUGGCCCGUAAACAAAGCCUUUCUCCGACUGGACGCUGGUGGACGCUGCUCCCUUGUGUUGUGAGGCAGACGCUCCACAUCCUCGAAUAACGUUCACGAGCCCAAAUUAAGUUAGUGCGCUACAAUAUCGGACAGGAGAAUCCAACCAGAAAGUACGGAAAACGCAAGCAAGAAAACGAAGUAAAUACUGGAGACUGGCAGAAGAACAGGCGUGUCUGUAACAGAAGUGUUUCUUGUCAAACGGACCUGCUGUAGCUUGUUGUAGCGCCGCUAAACUGCUGACCUCGGGUCCUGGACUAUGUCACUUUAUCCUAGUUGUAGAAGUCCUGCAAACAUUGUGUUUGCUGGUAGUCUGUUGGCAUCUACAGCUUUCGUUGACGAUGAUGUUGACGAAAUAUUUCAUCAACGUCAUCGUCAUUGAAAACAGCACUGCAGAAUAUAUGUUUAGCGUUUGACUGACAAAAUGCUCAUGAAUUUUGCAAGUCUGUACGUCGACCACCACUAACGAUUUCGUCUCGUCAACGUAAACACACAUUCGUCUUAGUCAUCCAAGACUUAUGUUUAGCUCGUCAACGUCACGUCUUUGUCGUGGAAAAAAGGGUCUUUCGUCAACGAAAACAACACUGAUCAACAGUAGCACCAAUGCUAUUUACUUUCACGUUGAUUGGGCCCCAUUUGAUCCUGCCUACCCUACCUUUAAGUCCUGGUACUGUGGAUAAAAUCUGGGAUGUUUAUGUGUCGGCUCAUGGACUGUUUUCUGUUUCAGUUACCAGUAUCCCUCCAUGGACACUGUAGCAGAGAUGAUCCCUGCCGUCCUGCAGUUUUUCAAGUGAGUUUGCAUCAGUAAUAUUUAUAAAACCUAUCCUUCCAUAAACCUCUUUUACACAUGCAACUCUGCCGGAUCCGCUCACAAAUUUCUCAAAGUUGCCUGUUCACACACGCACUUUAUUUAGUAUACACGUCAUGUUUUGGGUUGAAAAGAUUCCUCGAGUACUUUGAUUACAAAAGCGAUCAAGGAAUUUUCUCUGCCUGCAGUACUCGUUAAUAAGCUCAAAUCGUCACUGUUUGGCACAGAUUAUUUUCAAGGUGACACAACGCGCUUACGUCACCACGGUAGAAGGAGGAGUUGGCGCGGUUACUGAUAAUGAAUUUUUGACUUCAGUCUUUUUUAGAGAGGUGUCACCAACUUCACAAAGAAAAUGUCUUUUUUGGUCAUGGAUGGAUUUUCACAACAAUUUUGACAUGUUCUUGAUCCAAAAACUAACCGAUUAAUCAAUAUUGAAAGUUGCAGUUGCCUGUAUUUAUAUUGGUUUAAACUGUGAGGGCACUAUUUUCAUUUUGAUAUUCUAUCAUUGACUUGUUUGUCCUUCCUACAGCUUCCGUACCGUAAUCGGAGUUGGCGUUGGAGCUGGGGCGUUCAUCCUCUCUAAGUUUGCAGUAAGUCUCCUCUUGGCUAAGUGGCCGUACAAUUUAUUUAUUUGAUUUCUGUAUCAUAUCAAGUUGUGUUAUAUUAAGUUCGUAUUGCAUGCUGUGGUAUUGGAUCAUAUCGAGUCAAACUGAGUGGUAUAAUGUUGUAUCAUAUCAUAUUUUGUGGUAUUGCAUCAUAUUGUAUCAGGGCUUUCUGUAUCCAAUCAUCAUAUCCUAAAAAGAAGUGAACCAAUCAUUUUUCUUCCCUGACAUCCAUUCAUAACUUUGUCAUCUUGUCAAACAUGGAUAUUUCUGUUUACAGCAACAGUCUGAGAACAUCUGGUCUUGUCUCUUCGUCUCUCUAGCUUGCAAACCCAGAUUCGGUGGAGGGUCUGGUCUUGGUCAACAUUGACACUAACGCCCGAGGAUGGAUAGACUGGGCCGCUCAGAAGGUACCCGUCCUCUCCUCAUAUCCUCUCUCAUGACUUCAUGUCGUAUUGUAAUCCAGUUAGUGCUGAAGGGAGGUCUCCAUCGUUUUUAAUUACGCUGAAGAUAUGAAAUGAUGUCAGUGUUGCACGGUCUGCAUCCUAAAUGACUAUUGAUUAUGUCUGCCUAUCGUAUUACUCCGUGUAAACGAUGAAUAUUCUGAUUGAUUUCUCCUCCUCUUCACCUCCUUCUCUUUCUCUUUCUCUCUUUAGCUCAGCUCUGUGACUUCCUCCCUUACAGAGCAGAUCCUCUCCCACCUUUUCAGCCAGGUAACGAAACACGUGAUAGUGUAUCUCGGUCAGAGUGUGUUUUGGGUUACAGUCGUCCUAAUGAGUAUCUUACUUGUAGGAGGAGCUGUCAUCAAACACAGAUCUAGUGCAGUCUCAUAGAGAGCUCAUCUCCAAAGCCUCAAAUGUGGUCAACAUAGAGCUCUUCUGGAAGACCUACAACAGGUAAACACACCUGUAGACGUCACAGAAUUAAAAACAUCAAAUUUCCAGACAUGCUGUAAUUUCUUUUUGUUUUCCUCUUCAGUCGCAGAGACUUAAACAUCGACCGCAACAGCACCUUCAAGUAAAUACCCUCGAAAUUUUCAUCUUUAUCUCAUUUUCUUGUGAAAUUUUCCAAAAUUUGAACACCGAUCUGCUAAUCAAAUCUUCUGUCACCCUCAGGUGUCCAGUGAUGUUGGUGGUCGGAGAUCAAGCUCCGUAUGAGGACGCUGCUGUGAGUUUGAAAGGCUCUUUUCUCUUUAUUGUAAUGACGGAAAUCAAAAAGUUUACUCUGCUCGAGUGAAGACAGAUAGAUUUUCACUUGCGAUGGUGUUUGUUUACCAGUAGAGACAGCCAGUGUUGGUCAAAACCCUCAAUUCAAAGUCAAAAACAGAUCCUGGUGUUACUUUUUACACACAUUUGUAGCCAUGAAACGACCCCAAAGUUAUACCUUUUAUAAAAGAUGUUUCAGACUAGUAGUAGAUCCCAUUUAUAGCACUUACCCCCAAUUUCCACCGCACCCAGAACAGCUACGAAAAGGCCGUAUCCGCCGAUGGUAGCUGAUCGUAAUCGUUCAAGUCAAUGUGUCAAUUUUCACUGGCUUCUUUCUAUUCCACUGCGGAUCGUCGGACUCUGCAGCUGAUCGCAAGAGUUCUGUUGUUUUCCAGACGCCGGAGCAUGGAGAAUAAAUUCAGUACAGAUUAACCCGUGCUGGAAAGGAAGUCGGGCACAGACACAAAAUAAAACAUCCGGCUUCUCUUCAAAAUAAAACACAGCAGAUUUGUCUCACAGACGGAUCUGGUAGGAAUUGAUGCAUGGCGUAAAUCGCUGCUGUUCCGGAUGGAGCCGUUCCCGAUGUGAUGGAAAUCCUGGGUUAGCUUUUGUUAUGAUAUAGUGCUGCUUUCAGCUUUUGGUCCCUAGCGUAUCUUUAUAUCCAAAGUAGACAUCGGUAAAUUAGCAAAGCACAAACAGCUGUAAUAUAGCUACUUUCCCAAUAACACCAAAACGUCUCUCUGUUUUCUGGUGUCUUUGUCUUUGGGAAGAGAUAAUAGCUUUGACAGAUCUUCUCAGCCCAAAGACACUUCCUGAGACAAUCUAAAUCAACAAAGUGAAGUGCAAAAGAAGAAGGAGGAUGGCUCCACUUGGCGUCUAGUUGAGGCCAUGCGUCAAAACAAACUGCUUGGAGAGGCUGAAAGAAAACGUCCAUGAAUCUCAUGUUACCAAACUAUGCCAAACUUUGAGGUUCAAUAACUGGUCAAUAUUUUAACAUUAAAUUUGGGUAUUAAAGAGCAGAUCUACUAAAUAAGACUCCUUUAAUGGUCUUACAUGUUUCAGGUGAUUAUGUAGUUGCUCUGUUUGCUAAAGGCUCACUGAUUUCUUUCUGUGACUUGUAGGUGGAGUGCAACAGCAAACUGGACCCAACAACAACCUCAUUCUUAAAGGUAACUCACUGUUUUUGUCCCCUCUUUUACUCAAACCUCUGACCUGCCUGUCUUUAAUGUUUCUCUCUCUAAAGUUUGUGUUCGCUCUUCUUCUGUCCUUCCUUCGUAGAUGGCUGAUGCUGGUGGACUCCCUCAGCUGACCCAGGUCGGACCAAAUCAACAAAAAUAUCAACCAAUUAGCAUCUAAGCUAACUCUGUCUAUUAGCUAAUAUGAAUACAUGAAUUCUUUUUGUGCAGACGUAUAAAACAAAACAUUUAGCAACAAAAGAGAUUUACUGUUCAGAUUUUAACUUUUUCUUGGCUGCCACAUGGGGGCGCCAAACUGCAUUAUUGCUCGGUAACAACACAUUGAGGUAAAACUGACUAAAAAUUUGUUUUCUUUGUUUUUGCAGCCUGCAAAACUGACUGAGGCGUUCAAGUACUUCAUCCAGGGAAUGGGCUACAGUAAGUGAACUCUGCUGGGUAUAAAAAUUUUUGUAAAGAUUUUGCAAAGCUAAAAUAUUGACAUGUUAUGUUGUUUAUGGAUUAUUUUUGAUUGUCUGUUGUCUGCAGUCUUGCUGAAUUUGUGCUUUUGUGCAUCACUUAUCUCAACAAAUCCCGUAAUAAGAUCAAAGCCAGUAUUCAAUAUAUCAAACAAGUACCGUCUGUGUUGUCGGAUCCCAGCCCGGUUUAAUCCUUCUGAGACAAAAGAGCUCCACUGUUGUCCCAAACUACAACAAAACGGUCCUCUGUGGUCACUGGGGUCGCUAAAUUUACUGCCCUGCUGCUCCAGAUACUCUGCAGAGAGUCGUGUGGAGUCCCAAAAUUUGGCAUUUUCUUUACUUUUCGUACUUUUUCCUCAAAAUGUGAAUUUGAAGUACAGCUUGAAUGUGCCAGGAAAAUCCCUCUUUGUGUCCUUUUUUCUCUUUUUUCCAUUUGAACUAUUUAAAAAAACAAUCAAUUUCAAUGAAAAACAACAUAGGACCUGCUUUAAGUGACUUAUUUUGACAGUAAAAAGAAGUGAAAACAAUCGACUGGUGAAAAACAAACAAAGGAAAAUGAGAUAACCGUAUGAGCAAUGAUUUCGUUUAGCCAAUCUUUCCAUCUCUUUCUCUUCACAGUGGCUUCGUCUUGCAUGACCCGCCUGUCCCGCUCCCGCACCACCUCCCUCUCCUCCUCCUACUCCAUGGAUGGGUCCCGCUCUCGCUCCCGCACCCUGUCCCAGGGCUCGCAGGGUGGCCAGAUGCCGCCCAGCCCCUCCCAAACGAUGGAGGUGUCUUGCUGA